Messenger RNA from Mytilinidion resinicola, 2551 nucleotides. Its product is annotated as alpha/beta-hydrolase. NCBI's taxonomy places the organism in Eukaryota, Fungi, Ascomycota, Dothideomycetes, Mytilinidiales, Mytilinidiaceae. Bases 154 to 2484 code for a protein of 776 amino acids. Gene Ontology annotation, biological process: 7-methylguanosine mRNA capping; dephosphorylation. Gene Ontology annotation, molecular function: phosphatase activity; mRNA guanylyltransferase activity. The record is from RefSeq and is a predicted model, not a curated record. The transcript has 2 exons.
CACCAACGAUCCACUGCCAAACCCGAGGGCACGAUUCACGACGCCUGCUACCCAUUGGCCCAGCCCGCCAGCAGGUGCUUCUGCUCACCACCGCCUGUGCUGCUUCUCCGCCCGUCCAAAUCAUAUAUUCCAGCUCCUCCCACGGCCCUCGCCAUGGACGACUAUUCGCACGGCCAUGCACUGCUGACACUGCCGCACGCCCUGCUCCUCCUGCUGCUGGCGCCCGGCCGGGCAGAGGCCUUCCCAUCGCUCACCGAUCCUGCUCUCGCGACCUGUCUCGCGCCUAUAAGAAGCUCAAUAUCUUCAGCUCUCCGCUCUAUCUUCUCCUCAAACUCGGCUCACUCCCUCCGUCCCGUGACGCUCGUGGGCAUGGUCAAAGUUGCGGCCUUCUGUGGCUUCCUUCCCGCCCUCUGGCUAUGGCAUCGCCAGAAGCGACCGGCCUCCAGCGGCUCCCUCAGCGACGUGUCCGACUCAAUUGGAGCUGAUGCCGCCAGUACCGAUCCCGGCCUGCUUAAGAAACACUCCACCAUAAGGUCGUACACGGUGCCAACCACCAAUUUUACCUAUCCGGCAAUCCGCACUUUCUACCGGCCCCACUCCCAAGGCGACAAGCUUCCUCAGACGCCGCGGCCAGUGCCAUUGCUGGUUUUCAUCCAUGGCCUUGGCGGAUCCGUGGCCCAGUUCCAUCCUCUGCUCGUGAGCUUCAUUAACCUUGCGCCAUGUCUGAGCAUUGACCUUCCCGGCUGUGGCGUCUCCCAAUUCACCCCGGCCACCUGGGAGGCAUAUACGACCGAUGCUCUAGUCCGUCUUCUCGCUGUGGUCAUUGAAUCCUAUCGCGACAAAGGACAUGAUCAAGGCGUUGUUCUUAUCGGCCACAGCAUGGGUUGCUCUUUAGCUGCGCUUCUUGCUUCGUCAUCGUCGCCAUAUGCUGAUGCGAUAUCGCGACACGUAGUGGGGCUUGUGGCAGUGUGCCCGAAAGCUACCCCUCCAACCCAAGACCAAGCCAAAAGACUCAAGUUGCUCCUUGCUAUCCCCAAUCCCAUUUUUGACGCUAUGCGAUGGUGGGAUCGCCGAGGUGGUACCGAGAGCAAAAGUGUUGCUAGAUUCGUCGGCCCAGGCGCAGAAGAGGAGGCCAAAAAGCUACAAUUGCGCUUCAAUAUGCAAAGCAAGACCCCGGUUUGGCGACGCAUGGCGCGAGGCAUGCUUCCGGAUUACUCUUCUGGAGCCGCUCAAGGGGGCUUACCCGGAAAGGAAACCUGGUCCGGGCUUCAAAUACCCGUCUUUCUAGCAGCCGGUGAAGCCGACCUUGUCACUCCUGCUAGUGAAUUGAAAGAUAUCGCCUCUUUCCUUGGCAAAGACGUUUCUGAUAGCGGCCGAUCUCCUGCAUCUAAGGCUCAAGUAGUGCCGGAUUCUGCCGCGCCCAUCGACUCCGCGGCCAAGCCUCCGCCCCGCCGCGAGACCAAGCAAGACUCUGGGGUGGAUUCUUCGGAUUUACCCGACUUGACGACUUCUUCGACAUUGUCAUCCACAGGAGAAUGUGACACGGGCUUUGAUUCAUCAAGUACUAUUAGUCCGAUAUCGAGAACCCAUAUCCCAGAGCCUCUUCCUCGUAAGCUUGUACUCAAGACGACCGUCCUUCCCCACCCUGCGUCGCACGCUUUGUUGUAUGCGCCUACUACUUCACGUACUCUUGCUGGCCUCAUCGGGACCUUCCUGUCAACCCACGUGGAUGCCCGUCUAUCGCUCGGAUGGCAGUUGCAGUAUUUGACUACCGAAGGAAAGUGGGAUGUAAAGAAUCUAGCUAAAUGGCAGGCAGUGAAGCCCGUCUCGGAACCGAUCGGGGGCGUCUUCCGUGCCAUGAAGACCCUGCGUGAAGUCGAUGAGCAGCAUUGCCCAAAGGUUUUUGUCGAUGAGUGGAAAACAAAGAUUGCAGUGGUAGUCGACAUCAGCCACGAGAGCCCAGUGUAUGAUCCGGCAGGUCUCGAAGCUGGGGGCAUCAUGUACCGCAAAUUUCCCACCGUGUCUAAACUUCCACCCACUGUGGACGAGGUCAAUGCCUUCAUUGCACUCAUCGACCAGCUUCGCUCUGAGCCUGGAGCGGCCGGGGCAGAAUCUGCGGCUGCUGACGCACAGGCUACAUCUUCGUCAGCUCCACUCUCUACGGCCGCAGUCUCUGGUACUUCUCAGGCUACUCCAACAACACUACCCACCGAAGCAAAGGCCAUAUCGCUUUCAGCAUCCCCUCCAGGAGAUUCAGUCUUUGCCUCAGGAAAGCAAGGUUUGAUUGGAGUACACUGUCACUACGGCUUCAACCGCACCGGCUUUUUUCUUGUCUGCUACCUCGUCGAGCGCUUAGGCUACAGUCUUCCUGCGGCCCUUCGGGAGUUUGAGACAGCGCGCCCGCCGGGAAUCAGACACGAGCAUUUCAAGGAUGCGCUAUAUGUCCGAUAUUGCAUGGGUUUGAAGCGAGCACCGACAUUAUGAUUAAAUGCUGCUCUCCUAGUCACUUCUUUAUUGAGCUAACAUUUCUCUUUCAAAUAGAAAGACAACA